Messenger RNA from Maylandia zebra (zebra mbuna), 3443 nucleotides. It is a transcript of the gene tbc1d20, whose product is annotated as TBC1 domain family, member 20. Gene Ontology annotation, molecular function: GTPase activator activity. The record is from RefSeq and is a predicted model, not a curated record. Gene Ontology annotation, cellular component: endoplasmic reticulum membrane. Gene Ontology annotation, biological process: positive regulation of GTPase activity; endoplasmic reticulum to Golgi vesicle-mediated transport. Lineage: Eukaryota; Metazoa; Chordata; Actinopteri; Cichliformes; Cichlidae.
CAUCACUCCGUAUGAGCGGCUAGGCUAACUGUAUCAGCUGUAUACUUGGUUGCUUCCGCCAAUGUAAACAUGUAGCCGGUUUUUCGAUUUAAUCCAAGUGCUGGUAGGCGGUUGUUAACCUGUUUGUCAGUGGUCCCAGCAAUGAUGGCUGUGUUCCUAAAAAUAGCCGCUAUGGAACCAGGGCAGUGUAGCGCGAGCUUAGUAAAUAGCUAACACUGAAUAGCUAGUUAUCUACCAGGCCGUGUUUUCAUGGGGCUAGCAUUGGUAAUUAAACAGUUUUCAUUGACAGCCACGCAAGGCUAAAACGGAGUUAGCAAAAACUAGGGAGAAUGGAAAGUAGUGCUAUCUAACGAGGACGCAUCAAGACGUACAGACACCAUGAAGAAGUCUAGAAAUGUUGGAACAUCGUCGCCAGUGAAUGGAAAGCAAGACUGGGACACCAGACGGAAGAGGAAAAUAGCGGAUAUCACACAGGCACUGAGUGUGAGUCCAGUGGACGUAGCAGCUCUGAGGAGGAUGGCUAUCAGUGAAGGAGGACUGCUGACCGAUGAGAUACGGUGCCAGGUCUGGCCUAAGCUCCUCAACGUCCCCCUUGAUGUCUUGAAUCAAGAGCCAGACACUGUAGACCGAGAAAAUAACAAAGACUACAACCAGGUGUUGCUGGAUGUCCAGCGUUCACUACGGAGGUUCCCACCUGGUAUGCCAGAUGAGCAGAGAGAGGGUCUCCAGGAAGAGUUAAUCGACAUCAUCCUCAGAGUUCUGCAACGUAAUCCCCAGCUGCACUACUACCAAGGAUACCAUGACAUUGUCGUGACCUUUUUAUUAGUUGUGGGAGAGCGUCUUGCAACUGCUCUAGUGGAGAAGCUCUCCACACAUCACCUCAGGGACUUCAUGGAUCCCACUAUGGACAACACAAAACACAUUCUUAACUAUCUGAUGCCCAUCAUUGAAAGGGUCAACCCUGAGGUGCAUGACUUCAUGCAACAGGCUGAGGUGGGUACAGUCUUUGCUCUCAGUUGGCUCAUCACAUGGUUUGGCCAUGUCCUAUCAGACUUCCGCCAUGUUGUCCGGUUGUAUGACUUCUUCCUGGCCUGCCAUCCAUUGAUGCCCAUCUAUUUUGCUGCUGUGAUCGUGCUGUACAGAGAGGAGGAGGUAUUGGAGUGUGAAUGUGAUAUGGCCAUGGUUCAUCACCUGCUAUCCCAGAUUCCCCAGGAUCUACCCUAUGAGACGCUCAUCAGCCGAGCAGGAGACCUCUUUGUACAGUUUCCCCCCUCUGAAUUGGCUAGAGAGGCUGCUUCACAUGAAAGCAUGGCAAGCUCUACCUUUAAGGACUUUGAACUUGCAUCUGCGCAGCAACGACCAGACUCAGUUCUCCGUCGCAGACGCAGACAAAAGCAGGCUGCACUGGAGAGCUCAGGAGUGAGCUCUGUAGUUGCAGUGGCCCAACCUUCAGCAGCACGGCGGUUUGUUCGACUUGCAGUCAUGGGUCUCACAGUGGCUUUAGGGGCAGCAGCUCUUGCUGUGGUCAAUACUGCUCUUGAGUGGGCCCCCAAGCUAGACUUAUUUCCUUGAACUGCUUUUCUUUUACACCAACACUCCAUGUAUUCUGUCCUCUACUAAAUCAAGCUGGUGGGUCUGCUAUCAAGAACCCUUUAAUGGUUUAAACCACAAACCGCGGAGUCGGCAACACUGUCUGGGUGCACUCUCUAAAGUCGAGGAUGUCUUUCUACUCUGUGUAGGGUUUGUCAAGCCUUUUUGCUUUGUAAUUCCUGAAUAGGCACCAGUGUAAAUGCUGCUGUUGUUCUGAAUUGAAGAAUAUAAUGAAGAGACUAUGUAUAAGAACCAUUAUUGAUGGUCAUCACGAAAGCUUAUUUAUAUUUAGUAUUAAAAUAAUUUGAAGGCAUUAUCCUCACAGGGAUUUGCAGAAAACUUGGCAGACUCACUACAUUUGAAACUGCUGCCAAUUACGAGCGCCUGAGUGAAUGUGUGUGUUUGUGUGUGUAGUUGAGUGUGUGCGCAGUCACAAACCAUUUGUAAUCUAUUUGAUACCUGGACCAAAUAGGGAAUUCCUGAAUUCUCGCUUUGUAAAAUUUACUGUUUGUUAAUUUUAAGGUAAGUAACUGUAUAGAAACAUGACACGCAGGCACUUUAAGGGUCACCAUUUCAUUAUUUUUAGAUCAUUUUGUGUAUUUCAUUAGUUAUGUUUAACCCUUUCAGUAAGCGUAUAAAGGUAUCUUCUCUAAAGGACCGAGUAUCUUUAACACAUCAGCAGCUGUUACCCAUGACUUGGUUAAAUGAAACUGGUCUUACAAAAGUAAAUACAUUGUAGCUUACUUGAAGUUUUUGUUUGCCUAAACAUAUAUUUGAGAAUAUGCCCUCGCAAUACAAUAUAGCUUUCAUCGCCCAGGAAAAUAGUAUAAGAGUAGCUAAGUGAUAACUUUUAAGUUAUUUAAUGCUUGCACACACACACACACCUGAAAAUGAGUUUGUGUUUUGUGUACCCAAAUAACUAGUUUAUGUAAAAAAAAAAAAAAAUUCUAGAGAAGAUGGUCAUAUCCUAAUAGUUCCCACAAUAUGGUCAUUCACCAAAUGCCUAGUAACCGUAAAUAUCAGAGGUGGAAUAAGUAAAAUUAAGUUGAUAUUGUUGUCUUCUUAUUAGCAGUAUAGCAGACCUGGCUUGUACUGACUGCAUUAGUUUUGUAAAAUCACUUUGAUUUGAUAGUUGCUUUUACUCAGUUUGUUUGGAAGGGUGCUCCUUUUAGAGAAGUGCCUGGGCCUUCAUAUUAAUUCUGUCUAAUAUUUUAGAUUUAUACGUGAUUUUUUUUUUGCUUGAUUUGAGCAGAUGCUCCUUGGUAAAGUGAUUUGAGUGUAGAAUUGGUCCACGGUACCAGAUUGUUCCAGUCAUUGACAUUAAAAUCACAUCCUUAAAUAAGAGAUUUCAUUUUAAUAGGGUUUCGUUUAUUGUCAGUCAUUUGAAAACCCACAGUUCUUGUUUCAAAUAUCAGCCUUGAGUUCUUGCCCCCUACCGGGACACAGAACUGGUAGUCCUCUAAAAACUUCUUAAUUGGGUGAAACUCAUCAAAGUGAUUUUAUUUGAUGCUUUUUUUCUAUGUGAAGCUGAAGGCUUGAUGCUCCAGUGCUGUGCUGUGUUUGAUUGGUUUAUUGGCCUUGUAUUGAGCCUCUCAUUCAGCUGGUAAGGGAUCUGCAAGCUGACUGAAAUGAAGGUGACUGGCACAUGUCCAAGGAUGCUCUUAUGCUCCUAAGAGCUUAGUUGUUGAGCAUUGUAAUGCAGGACGUAUCUGCACUCAGCGGUGUUCAUUUAUUUUCAUUGCACUAAAUGAUUUAUCUGCCUUUUAUGUUUAUUUUUGUUACUAUUGGACUGUCUACUAAUGUAAAGUUGUACAAGAGAAUGCUAAUAAACUAGAGUGAAAAGGUUUUAUGCA